Messenger RNA from Nicotiana tabacum (common tobacco), 495 nucleotides. The record is from RefSeq and is a predicted model, not a curated record. Lineage: Eukaryota; Viridiplantae; Streptophyta; Magnoliopsida; Solanales; Solanaceae.
AUGGGUGGUGACAAUAACUUAGCUGCACAGGCUGCUACUCUUGUUUCGUUAGCUGUACUAGAUUAUAUUGAAGAUACCAAUCUUCAUGAGAUUGUUACCUCUUGUAAGAACUUAAGGUAUUUCCUUCCGAGCCAAAUGCAUGCGCAAGAACCGAAUGUAUCCUUGACAGAGCAAGGCCUUGUAGCUGUCUGCGUUGGCUUCCCUAAGCUCCACUCGCCUCAAACUCCUGAUUAUCUAGUCCUUGGACCGCUUGAUGCUGGUUUUGGAGCCAUCCUGCAACACUGCAAGGGAUUGCGGCGACUUUUACUUUCUGGCCUCCUUAUGGAUCUCGUGGUUGAGUACAUCAAGGCCCAUGCUAAGAAGCUAGAGAUGCUCUCCGUAACUUUUGCAGGGGAUAGUGCUCUAGGCCUCUACUAUGUGCUCUCCGGUUGUGAAAGCCUCCAUAAGUUGGAGAUCAGGGACUGCCCCUUGGCGACAAGUCUAAAAACAUCAUAG